Messenger RNA from Aedes aegypti (yellow fever mosquito), 1592 nucleotides. RefSeq names its product nuclear fragile X mental retardation-interacting protein 1 (gene Nufip). Gene Ontology annotation, cellular component: nucleus. Gene Ontology annotation, biological process: box C/D snoRNP assembly. NCBI's taxonomy places the organism in Eukaryota, Metazoa, Arthropoda, Insecta, Diptera, Culicidae. Bases 83 to 1561 code for a protein of 492 amino acids. The transcript has a single exon. Gene Ontology annotation, molecular function: RNA binding. The record is from RefSeq and is a predicted model, not a curated record.
ACGCUUGUUUUUGUUUUGAACGCACACACGUUGUUUCUGUUUUUAUCCGCUGCUUUGAUUCAAUCUCAGUUCCGCGGUCAGAAUGGCCGAUUCCUCAAGCACCGUAUCAUCGUUCCGGCUGCCCGCUCCCAGUUUCGGAGCCGCAACGAAAAAAUCCAUCGACAGCUUCACGAAACUUCGGAAUCCACAUUUUUCCACGCCCUCCGGAAUGCUGCUGCCGCGCGAGAAACAACCUCCGCCGAUGUAUGGACCGCGUGGAGCAACCGUUCCUCCGUGGUUGGUAAGAAAAGGACAUCAUCAACAUCAGUAUGGUUCCAGCAAAGGGGAGGGUAAUUAUCAACAGCCACGGUUUAGAGGGCCCCCUCGGGGUCACUUCAACAGUGGAUUCGAUAAAGACGUCAUACCUGAACUGCUGGAAGUGAACUGGAAUCUGUGGUGCGAAGGGUGCGAUGUGAACUGCAGAACGGAAGCUGAAUUGGAGAGACACAAGAAAGAGCAUCAGGCUUGCCAGGUGGAAGGUUGCAAAUAUGUGGGACAUCCCCGGGUGAUGAAACGGCACUGGAGAUUGGCACACGAUGAGCAGAAGCUGCAGGAAAAGGCUCAGAUGGAAACCAAGCAGACUCCGGAGGAUAUCGAGAAGUGGAGGCAGGAAAGACGAAUGAGGUAUCCUUCCAAGGCAAACGUUUUGAGGAGGAUGCAGGAGCAGGAAGAGAGGUUCAAGCGAGGCGAGAGGAUUGAAGAGGACAAAACCAGGUUUCCGAAUAAGAAGCAAUGGGAACCAAGCAAGGAUAAAGGAAGGAGUUUUAACACCACAAGGAGAUCACGUCAAAGGGUCAGAAAGGCAGAACAAGCGCCGGAAGCUGCUGAGAAAGAGUCAGACUCCGAUGAAGAUGUACAAUCUAGAAUAAGGUUCAAAGGAACAUCAGAACUCAAAGAUUACAAGGAAAAGCAAAAGAAUUCUCUGUCCCUGCUUUGUGCUUAUGGCAGUGAUAGUGAGGAAUCAUCUGAACAAGAAUCAGGUGACGAAUCCGUGGAAGUUGAUAAAGAAACUGAAUCCCCUGUCCAAGAACUAGAAACUUCUAUAUCAACCGAAACCGUUGCUUCUACCAACUCGUACUUGAGUGAAGGAGAAAUCCCGGAUUCCGAGUCUGACCAAGAGGAAGUUGUGGCAGUUGAAGAAAUACAACAUCAGGAGCAGAAUACAACUCCUGCAACUGAGGAUCCAACCGCUAAAGUGGAUCAAACUAAUACUGAAACCGAUGCCACCAAAACCAAGAAAAGGAAUCGUACCCACAAAAGGCGAAACGAUGUUUCCCAAGACGGAGCUCCCACGCAAUCCACUUCAUCAAAGAAUCCCCGACUCGAUAAGCCAAUACUGAACUACGCCAAGCUUCGCCACGCCCGACAGAAUACCCUGUUGGAAAAGCUUCUGGAACCGGAAAUUCGGCAUGAAAGGAAUGUUCUGUUACAGUGCGUUAGGUUUGUAGUGCAGAAUAGUUUCUUCGGCAUUGGGCAACCGAAAGAAUCGGCCUCCCAUCAAUUGGAGGAAACUCAAGAUUAGAGAAAUAAAGUUAUUGUAUACAGUUAUUAAA